Messenger RNA from Zingiber officinale, 1368 nucleotides. RefSeq lists its product as uncharacterized. Gene Ontology annotation, cellular component: chloroplast. The record is from RefSeq and is a predicted model, not a curated record. NCBI's taxonomy places the organism in Eukaryota, Viridiplantae, Streptophyta, Magnoliopsida, Zingiberales, Zingiberaceae. The transcript has 12 exons. The coding region runs from base 153 to 1157 and encodes 334 amino acids.
UUGUGGAUGAUUUCCGGUCGAACCCUCACCGCAUCUCCGGUUCGAUGGUCCAAAACUGAACACGGCAACGUCGCCUCUCUUCCUCUCACUUCUCAUCCCAUCAUCGGCCCGCUCGGUCCCCAAUUCCCUCCAUCCUUCCUAGGAAGUUGUCCAUGGCUGGAGUUCUCCCCUCGGCUCCAUCCGCUCCCUUCCAGAUGCCUCCGCCGACUCGCAGAGGAUCCGUCCGGCGACGAACGGUCCUCUACGCCGAGCUUAGCGGUACCCCCUCUGCCAUUGGCUCCGUGGAGGCCAGCGUCGAUCCGUCGCCUUACCCCACGCUCUCUCCUCCUCCUGGUUUUAAACCGCCAGAGCCUAAGAGAUUCGCCAUUCGCCCCGACAAGCUUCUCGACAUUUUCUCGGCGGCUCUUGCUUUGCCCUUCCGCCUUGGCACUGGAGCUUUUGCUCUAGGAUAUUCUGUAUCCUUGGUUUCUGAGGAUAAAAUCCCAUCAGACCAAUAUGCUAUGGGUAUUGCAGGUCUGAAGUUGAAAGAGACAUCAAAACUGGGUCCCCGCCCUGAGAAGCCUAUUGAGAUUUAUGAGUUUGAAAGUUGCCCAUUCUGUCGGAAGGUAAGGGAAAUUCUCAGCAUACUGUCUCUUGAUGUUCUGUAUUAUCCUUGCCCAAGGAAUGGUCCAAAUUUCCGACCCAAAGUUCUACAGAUGGGUGGGAAGCAGCAGUUCCCCUAUAUGGUGGAUCCAAACACAGGUGUCUCCAUGUAUGAAUCAAAUGACAUUAUAAAGUACUUGGUUGACAAAUAUGGUGAUGGAACCAUCCCUUUUAUGUUAUCCCUUGGUCUGUUAACUACUUUGACCGAAGGAUUUGCGAUGAUCGGUCGCAUGGGAAAGGGUUCUUUCUAUACCCCAUCAAAACUCCCACCUUUGCCCCUUGAAUUAUGGGCUUAUGAGCCUUCCCCCUAUUGUAAGCUUGUUCGGGAGGUUCUAGUUGAAUUGGAGUUGCCACACAUACUGCACAGCACUCCUCGGGGUAGCCCAACAAGACAGGAGUUAUAUGAGAAAGUUGGAAUUUUUCAGGUACCUUACCUGGAGGAUCAUAAUACUGGAGUGAAGAUGUUCGAAAGUGCAGAAAUAAUCGAGUAUCUUAGGGCGGUAUAUGCUACGUAAGAAUCACGAAUUUUGAUGAGCCAUCUCAACGUUGCCGAAUUUUUCAAAUUUUUUUAAAAAAAUCGAUAGGCAGUUGCAGGUGGAGUUGUGUAUGCAUCGCACAAAUUACGUCUUUGAUUUAAGAAUAUAGUACCUUUAGAAUAUGGAACAGUUUUCAUUAUAUGUUUAUAAAUUAAAAUAUGAAAUAAUCUUCAUUACAAUAUUUGCAUUA